AUGCCUUUUCCAAAGUUUCCGUGCCGAUCGAUCGACCACGUUGACCAUGAACGGACUAAAAGCGUAACUGCCUUACCUACUUACCUACCUACUCGGAACCAACAGAUCCUUAAAGUACAGUCGGGUGGUGGGUGUGCUCGAGCUGUCGAUGCCCACCCCCCACCGGCCGGCCCCAUUUCGAGGAUCCCCCACUAUCCAUCCAAAUGCUUACCACAUUUAUUUUCUUUCCCCCUGUUGUCUUGUUUUUCCCACCUAUUCAGAGGUCAAGGUACAACUUUCCAUGAUGAAGCAAUUCGGAAGCUUCGGAUGGUCAACUGCUGCGUAUCCUCUCUUGGCUCUCGUCGUUUUGUCUCCGACUGA
Messenger RNA from Fusarium mangiferae, 360 nucleotides. RefSeq lists its product as uncharacterized. The transcript has 2 exons. The record is from RefSeq and is a predicted model, not a curated record. Lineage: Eukaryota; Fungi; Ascomycota; Sordariomycetes; Hypocreales; Nectriaceae. Bases 1 to 360 code for a protein of 119 amino acids.